AUGGUGAUAAUCGAUGGGUACUGGUAUGAUACGAGCGAAAACCGAGAUCACAAUCUCCACCACCUGAACUGCUACAAAGAUGCCCUAACGUACUAUUCCAACGUGGUACAGUCCUUCGAUGGGCAAUUCCAGAAUCUGAAUUUCCAACUAUUCAUCGCCGGAAUGUUCAUAGCACUACUAGAGGAGGGUUUUAACCACGCUACCCUUGUUCAGCUUCGGGGACAUGAGCACGCGCGUGUCCUUGACACAAUUGCUCGUGUAAAAGAUGGUCAAUCAGAUACGGAGGAAGACGAGCCUGAUUGGGAACCCCAUCCCGAGCCAGACGAUUCCUUGGACGAUGACGAAGAGCGGGGUUUCUGGGACGAGAUCCCAAGAGACGGAGAAAGCGACUCGGACAUGCUGGGCUGGAGUUCUUCGGCGAACUCCAACGCGCCCGAACGGCCGAAUGCUCUGAGAAUAAAGAAAGCAAUCGGGUUCAGAAAACACCAAGACUACAUCGCCAAGGGAAGAGAAUUGACUCAUUGGCUCGACGAAGAACAAGCACAAGGCAAAGAGCAUCCCGUGGGAGAUAUCCACGGUAACUGGCUUAUCUACUCCAGUGUGAAUAUUGAAGCUCAGCAACAUGCUGGCAAUCAGACCGGAAAAGCAAACCUCCACCGCGGGCACUUUACGAUAGACGAUGGCCGUCCCAGUCGUCGUAGACCCCAUUUGAGGGGAAGUGAUCUCUGCAUCCCGUCCCCAUCGAAGCUACAAAGCUUGGGUUUCAGCAUAACCAUGCCAGACCUUCCGAACGUGGCAUCUUCGAAGAUGUACAUAAUUACCGCUACCAAAAUGUGCAGAAGUACAGCUACCAGUCUGAUGCCAGGGGGAGCCAUACAGUACAAGUUUGGAAUCCGCUUCCUAGGUAACGGCUAUCUGUCUCUGCAUAUACCGGCAUAUGUGAUCGGCUGCAAGGGUGAUAAGCUCAUCGUGUUCACCGGUGUCUCGCUUCAGAAGGAGAAGCACACUCGCGAUAUGGAAUGGACGAAAGUGGACAGUCGAUGGGUUUACCAAGGGCCAUACGAGGAGAAGAAUACGCCAUACGAAGAGGGUGACUCUGACUCUGGUGAGGGUUUCUGUUAUUACGAGCAUAAGGAAAUGCAGUGUAGCGAUGAGAAUUGUCCGAAGCAUAGUCGCAUGGAUGAGAGGGAGUGGUAG
This is a messenger RNA of Alternaria hordeiaustralica, 1197 nucleotides long. RefSeq lists its product as uncharacterized. The transcript is spliced from 2 exons. Lineage: Eukaryota; Fungi; Ascomycota; Dothideomycetes; Pleosporales; Pleosporaceae. Bases 1 to 1197 code for a protein of 398 amino acids. The record is from RefSeq and is a predicted model, not a curated record.